GGACGAGCAGGGGUCCAGUGUCAUGAACGGGGCCCACCUGGACCUCGCCAUGGGUGGUCCGAACGGCAUGAGCGGCCUGUUCUGCACACUGUCAUCAGAGGCCAGGUCACAGGAGAGUCUGACUGAGCCAUCGAUCAUGGAUCACCUCAAACCCGCCUCCAUCUCCAGCAUCAGCCAGUCCAACAAAGGCAUCAAUGUCAAGGAGAUCCUGAAGAGCCUGGUAGCAGCUCCUGUGGAGAUCACAGAGAGCGGUCCAAACACCCUACCCUACCCUGACCACCAAGCCAUGAAGAGGGAAGCCCAAGCCAUGUUACCCAUGCAGUUCCAUUCCUUUGACAGGAGUGUGGUGGUACAGGCCAAGAAGCCUCUGGCAGUGAAUACAGUGGGCAGUUCGGGCUCCAGCAGCACCCUGACCUCUGCUAGCACCCCAAACAUCUUCACUGCUGCUUCAUCCACUACACCCAAGAGUAUGAUCAACACUACAGGAGCCACAGAUGCGUCCACCUCCUCUUCCUCCAGCUUUGUGAAUGGAGUCACCAGCAAGAAUCUGCCUGCGGUCCAGACUGUGGCCCCCAUGCCUGAGGACACCAUGGAGAACAUGAGUAUCACCACUAAACUGGAGCGAGCUCUGGAGAAGGUGGCUCCAUUACUGAGGGAGAUCUUUGUGGACUUUGCACCUUUCCUCUCUCGUACACUGCUGGGCAGUCAUGGGCAGGAGCUGCUCAUUGAAGGUCUGGUGUGCAUGAAGUCAAGCACCUCAGUAGUGGAACUAGUUAUGUUGCUGUGCUCUCAGCCCAUCACUCUUGCGCUGGGAGUCCAUAAGGAAGCCAUUACCUCAGCAUCUCUUCCUCAGAAUCCAGUCGGCGGAGAGCUCGGCGGGGCGGGAGCUUUUAGUCGUUGA
Molecule: messenger RNA, 901 nt
Organism: Carassius auratus (goldfish)
Lineage: Eukaryota; Metazoa; Chordata; Actinopteri; Cypriniformes; Cyprinidae
Product: neurobeachin-like
Exons: 6
Coding region: 23-901 (292 amino acids)
Source: RefSeq, a predicted model, not a curated record